UAGUGAUAAGGCGUCUUCCGUUAUUAUAAAAGAGACCGUGCCUGUAUCUCGACCAUCAUUUCCCGAGUUGAAGAGUGAAAAUUGAUUCGAGUAUCAGUGCAUAGUUCAGGAUACUUACAAUGAGAGCAACAAGCCUUUUGGCCGCAGUACUGUUGGCCGCAGUAGCUGUCACUUCAGCCAACGCAGAAGAUGAGUCAACAAUUUGGACAGAAUGUCCGGAUACUGAUCCGGUUAAUGCCACAAUUCACGUGCCCCACGAAUCUGAUUGUUCGCUCUUUUACUCCUGUAGAAAUGGAGAGCGAACGUUAAUGCAAUGCCCUGAAAGCAAUAAAGUCGGAGGCAAGCUUCACUUUGAUGCGGUUAGACAAAUUUGCGUAUGGCCAGAAGAGUCUAAUUGUCGAAUUUCUGAGGACGUCAAUAUUGUAACAACCGAAGCUGCUACAGAGAUCCCUGAAGUGACUACACUAGCUCCGGAAGAACCUAUAAUUCCUACAGAAGCUCCUGAAGAUGACGAAGUUUCAGAAAGCGAAGAAAGUGAAUCGUCACCACCAACGGAAUGUCCUGAGGAUAACGAAGGUGAAGCGGUUCAUAUUGCCCAUGAAUCCGACUGUGGUCUAUUCUACAAGUGUAACUUUGGAGAGAAGGUGUUGCAGCAGUGUCCAACUGGUCUAGCAUUCAAUGCCGCUGAACAAGUAUGCGAUUGGCCCUGGUCAGCUGGAUGCGAAGUACAGAGCGAGGCAGAUUCUGAAAGUUCUGGUACAACCGCAAGCAAUGAAGACAGCAACGAGGAUGACGAAAGUGAGGAAAUCGAUGAGGAUACAAGUUCUGAGGAUUCAAGUGCACCUCCGACAGAAAGCGAGUCUGACGAGACGGACGGUUCCGAUUCCACCUCUACAGAGGCAGAGGUGAUAAUACCAACAGAAUGUCCGGAGAAUAACGAAGGAGACGCAGUACACAUCGCCCAUCCCUCAAAUUGCAGCCUAUUCUACAAGUGUAACCAUGGGGAGAAGGUGACACAUGCGUGCCCGAGUGGUCUUGCAUUUAAUCCCGUUUUACAAGUUUGCGACUGGCCCUGGUCAGCUGGAUGCGUAGCACAAAGCGAGGAAGAUUCUGAAAGUUCCGGUACAACUGAAAGCCAUGGAGACAGUGACGAGGAUGACGAAGGUGACGAAACCGAUGAGGAGGAAUCGACCGAUUCUAGUUCUGAGGAUUCAAGUGCAGUUUCGACGGAAAGCGACUCUGACGAGACCGACGGUUCCGGUUCCGCCACUACAGAAGCAGAGGUGAUAAUACCAACGGAAUGCCCCGAAAAUAACGAAGGUGACGCAGUUCACAUCGCUCACGAAUCUAACUGCGGUGUAUUCUACAAAUGCAACCAUGGGGAGAAAGUGCUGUGGAGCUGCCCGAGUGGUCUUGCAUUCAAUCCCAUUUUACAAGUUUGCGAUUGGCCCGAAGCCGUUGGAUGUACAUUGGAAGAAUCAGAAGAAGUUGAGAGCUCCACCAGCUCUUCUACCGAAGAUGAGAACGACCACUCUGACGAAUCUAGCAUAACUGAAGUUCCUAGCAUCACAGAAGAAGCUGCUACCACAGAAGAAGUGAUUAUACCAACGGAAUGCCCUGAGAGUAAUGGAAGCGAUUCGGUUCACAUUGCGCACCCAUCUGACUGUAACCGUUUCUAUCUAUGUAAUCACGGAAGUAAAGUUGAAAUGACGUGUGCACCUGGACUGGAAUUCAAUCCAGUGGAACAAGUUUGCGAUUGGCCUGCAAAUGCAGGCUGUGUGGCCACUGAAGAUACCACAUUAGAUGAGUCCGUUAGUCGUUAACUCUAUCGAAACUGACCCAGCAUCUACAAGUUUCCCGAUGUAAAUAAGUACUGUCGUCAGAAUGUUAGUAUCACUACCUGGGAAGAUGGAAACAACAAAAAUGCACGACUCAUAUCGCUCUGUACUAUUCAUACAAUUUGUGAGCAAUGUGUAUGAUAUGCUAAUAACUAAAUUCAAUAAAUUAACCCUAUCAUGAA
Neodiprion fabricii is the source of this 2020-nucleotide messenger RNA. RefSeq names its product chondroitin proteoglycan-2-like. Gene Ontology annotation, molecular function: chitin binding. Bases 120 to 1823 code for a protein of 567 amino acids. Lineage: Eukaryota; Metazoa; Arthropoda; Insecta; Hymenoptera; Diprionidae. The transcript is spliced from 2 exons. The record is from RefSeq and is a predicted model, not a curated record. Gene Ontology annotation, cellular component: extracellular region.